This is a messenger RNA of Arvicola amphibius (Eurasian water vole), 1462 nucleotides long. It is a transcript of the gene Auh, whose product is annotated as AU RNA binding methylglutaconyl-CoA hydratase. The record is from RefSeq and is a predicted model, not a curated record. Bases 32 to 976 code for a protein of 314 amino acids. Gene Ontology annotation, biological process: fatty acid beta-oxidation. Gene Ontology annotation, molecular function: enoyl-CoA hydratase activity. Lineage: Eukaryota; Metazoa; Chordata; Mammalia; Rodentia; Cricetidae. Gene Ontology annotation, cellular component: mitochondrion. The transcript is spliced from 10 exons.
UGGCCGCGGGCGCCCGCUGUAAACAGACAACAUGGCGGCGGUAGCUCCGGGCGCUCUGGGCGCCCUGAGAGCGGGUCGCGUCCGCCUGGUGGCCGCGUGCUGUGCGCGGCUCGGCCCCGUGGCCUGGGCCGGGGAUCCCGCCUCGAGGAGGGGCUACAGCUCUGAGGUGAAGACGGAGGACGAGCUGCGCGUGAGGCACCUGGAGGAGGAGAACCGAGGAAUUGUGGUGCUUGGAAUAAACAGAGCUUAUGGGAAAAAUUCACUCAGUAAAAAUCUUCUCAAAAUGUUUUCAAAAGCUGUGGAUGCAUUGAAAUCAGAUAAGAAAGUUCGGACCAUUAUAAUCAGGAGUGAAGUCCCCGGGAUAUUCUGUGCUGGUGCUGACCUUAAGGAAAGAGCCAAAAUGCAUUCCAGUGAAGUCGGUCCCUUUGUGUCCAAGAUACGAGCAGUAAUCAAUGACAUUGCUAACCUCCCUGUGCCCACCAUCGCAGCCAUAGAUGGACUUGCCCUAGGAGGUGGUCUGGAGCUGGCUUUAGCAUGUGACAUUCGAGUAGCAGCUUCCUCUGCAAAAAUGGGCCUGGUUGAAACAAAGUUAGCAAUUAUUCCUGGUGGAGGAGGGACACAGAGAUUACCGCGUGCCAUCGGGAUGUCCUUGGCCAAGGAACUCAUCUUCUCCGCACGAGUUCUUGAUGGUCAAGAAGCCAAAGCUGUAGGCUUGAUCAGCCACGUGUUAGAACAGAACCAGGAAGGGGAUGCUGCCUACAGGAAGGCACUGGACCUGGCGAGAGAGUUUCUACCUCAGGGGCCUGUUGCAAUGAGAGUGGCCAAACUAGCAAUUAAUCAAGGGAUGGAGGUGGACUUAGUAACGGGAUUAGCCAUAGAAGAAGCCUGCUAUGCUCAGACCAUCUCAACGAAAGACAGACUGGAAGGUCUUCUUGCUUUUAAGGAGAAAAGACCCCCUCGCUAUAAAGGAGAAUAGGAGGAAAAACCCGAGAAGCCCUGUAGUGCUGGAGACUCUCUCGAUCGGCUCCGUGUCUGACACGGGGAAAUCUCAGCGACCAAAGCCGAGAGUGGGUUGGUUCUCACUACGCCUGGAGCAGGCCCAUCUGUGCUCGAGCCACUGUGCGCCAUGUCGUAUUUAUUCAGAUUUAUAAAGCUAGCCGUGUCUGUGGUCAAAACACAUUCAAAUUAGGUGUAUGUUUUUAAUAUUCCCCGCAUAUCAGCUUUCUGUCAUUAAUUUUUUAAUGUGAAUAAUUUAUAUUGCAUUCUCUAGGGAAUAAUUGAUUGUAUGUCUACUGUGCUGCAUCAAGAAAAUAAAACUAUUUCUGUAUACCAAAAAUGUGAAGUUAUACCAAAUACAGUUGCUGACUAGCUGUGCACAUGUCCUUUGCCCCCUGAGGACCUGGGUGGGCAUUCUGAGUGAAACGCCCCAGUGUCAAUAAAGCCAGUGAAGAUGAUUUGAGAA